AUGGACAAAACAUCGGAAGAAAAAAAGCGUGAACACCAAAUCAAAGUGAAGGCAACCAUUAAUCAAAAGCUAAUUGAAAGUGGAGAAAGAGAAAGAUUGAAAGAACUGCUGAGAACCAGAUUGAUCGAGUGUGGCUGGAGAGAUCAAUUGAAACUUCAUUGCAAAGAAAUCGUCAAACAAAAGGGCUUGGAAAACAUCACGGUCGAUGACUUGGUCAGUGAGAUAACACCAAGAGCCAGAAGCCUGGUCCCCGAUGAGGUAAAGAAGGAGAUGCUUCAGAGGAUCAAGGCGUUCGUCGGCCAGCAGUCGAACGCGUGA
Molecule: messenger RNA, 318 nt
Organism: Helobdella robusta
Lineage: Eukaryota; Metazoa; Annelida; Clitellata; Rhynchobdellida; Glossiphoniidae
Exons: 5
Coding region: 1-318 (105 amino acids)
Biological process (GO): regulation of transcription by RNA polymerase II; positive regulation of DNA-templated transcription; poly(A)+ mRNA export from nucleus
Cellular component (GO): nuclear pore; DUBm complex; SAGA complex
Molecular function (GO): chromatin binding; transcription coactivator activity
Source: RefSeq, a predicted model, not a curated record